Molecule: messenger RNA, 3384 nt
Organism: Drosophila miranda
Lineage: Eukaryota; Metazoa; Arthropoda; Insecta; Diptera; Drosophilidae
Gene: dpr10
Product: zwei Ig domain protein zig-8
Exons: 7
Coding region: 426-1547 (373 amino acids)
Biological process (GO): synapse organization
Cellular component (GO): neuron projection membrane
Source: RefSeq, a predicted model, not a curated record
AUCAGGUGUUGCUUUGUUCGGUGUUUGCUGCCUAGAAUGUCAGCCAUGCAGAGACGUGUCCGUCCGCCCAGUAAGGCACUGUAAACUCGUAUCGACAUCAGUUUAAUUGCAUUUCAUUCAUUGCUAAGCAGAGAGCUGUACGGCAGAGGCAGCGGGUAAGAGCGCGACACUCGUAAAGGGAGACGAGAGAGUGUCGGUAAUGCUGUGAAGUUUUAUUUCACUUCAAUGCCAGCCGUGGCCGCCCUCCAAACGUGGAAUUGAAGUGAAAAGUAAAAGAGAAAAACAAAAAAUUAACAACGAGGAAUACUAGGGCAUUUGUUUCAUCUGCUUUUGUCCAGAGACUGGCCCUGUGCUACCAGAGACAAUCUGUGAGCAGCAACAACAACAACCACAACCACAACAAUGCCGAGUCGAAGCCCACGCACAUGCCGCCGUCGCAUUAUCCGCACGGCCACAAGUGGAACGAGCCGUACUUUGAUCAGACCAUGCCCAGGAACAUCACAUCGCUGGUGGGCAAGUCCGCAUAUCUGGGCUGUCGCGUCAAGCAUCUGGGCAACAAGACGGUGGCCUGGAUACGACAUCGGGACCUGCACAUACUCACCGUGGGCACCUACACCUAUACGACGGAUCAGCGCUUCCAGACCUCCUAUCAUCGGGACAUCGACGAGUGGACACUGCAGAUCAAGUAUGCCCAGCAGAGGGAUGUCGGCAUCUACGAGUGCCAGAUAUCGACGCAGCCAGUGCGUAGCUAUUCGGUCAACCUGAACAUUGUGGAUCUGAUUGAUGCCGAGACCAGCAACAUGAUGCAGCAGUACUACAACGACGACGCCUUCUAUAUAGCCGCCGAUCGGGUCUAUCAAUCCAGCGAUGACGAGUUCGCGGGCAUGUUUGGGCCCAUCCAGACAGUAGCCGUGCCAACGGCCACCAUUCUGGGAGGACCCGAUCUGUACGUGGACAAGGGCAGCACCAUAAAUCUUACAUGCAUCAUCAAGUUCAGCCCAGAGCCGCCGACCCAUAUCUUUUGGUAUCACCAGGACAAGGUGCUUAGCGAGGAGACUGGCGGAGGACGUCUGAAAUUCAAGACCAUCAAAUCGGAGGAGACCAAAUCCAUUCUGCUCAUUUACGAUGCGGACCUGCUCCACUCGGGAAAGUACUCCUGUUAUCCAUCCAACUCGGAGAUAGCCAGCAUACGCGUCCAUGUCCUGCAGGGCGAACGCCCCGAGGCCAUGCAAACGAAUGCGGCGCCGGCCGCCGUCGCCCUGGCCUGCUGGUCCUGCCACACGGCCCAGGCCACUCAGGCGGUCAAAGUAAUUAGCACAAUGGUCGCGGCAUUUGUAUUGUUGGAGGCAUGCUCCUCGCUGCUGCUCCAGGGCGGAGGUGGACCAGGUGCUGCCGGCGGAGGAGGUCGUGCCAAGGAGAGACCCGGCCGCGACCCAGAGUUUCCGAGCACAGGCUGCUGCCCCGCUGGUGCUGGCCAGGAGAAUGCCAUUCCCAUGAUGACGCCCGCCGGCGGCCCUGUCAAUAGUGGCAGCAGGAAUGCACGGUGAUAAAUUAAUGUCGCUCCGUUGGAAUUCCACCGCCAAUGCAGCAGCGCCCGCCCCUAAAUGAGGCAGAGAGCUGCAGCAGAAAUGAUUUAUAGCAGCCACAGCAGGGGCCGGCAGGAGCAGCAGAAGGAGCCGUUUUCCGUUUCCCUCGAAAGUUCUUCAGAGUUGAGCUGCAUGUAAUACCUUUAAGAACGACACAAAAAACCCCCCCCACUAAUUAUGCUAAUGAUGAAAAGAUGUUGCAACUGCUUCUUCUCCUGCUCCUGCGGCUCCUGCUCCUCCUAAGUUGUAAGUAAGAGUGUUUCUAAUUAAGUGUGCAAGGAUCUAGUUAGCCGAGCAGGACAUUUUUUUUGGCUGGGCCGCAGCCUUGUACAUAAGACCCGGGCUAAAGCUUGGCUAAACGCAGAGACCAUUUGAACGAAUCAUCAAAAUUAUAUGGCCAGCUUAUACUAGAGCUAGGUUCCGGUUCCGGUUCAGGUUCCGGUUCAGGUUCAGGUUCGGACGCGGGUUCAGGUGCAGUUCAGCCCAGUUUGUUCAAGGAAUACUACACAUACUAGACACUAGAUACUACCUAUACAUAGAGACAUUAUUGCGUAGCGAAAACUUUACUCAGAUUGUUGUAAAUACUAAAGGGAUUUCUUGUGUUUCUUGGGUGUACCCUGUAUAGCGUAGACGUAGUCCUUAAGCAGUGUAAAUAGUUAGGAAUACAAUACCAUACAAUACAAUACAAUACAAUACAAUAGAAUAUUUUUAUGUGGACUUUGUCAGAGGUUCCUAAACUACAAUUUUUUGUCUUUUUUUUUUUUAGAAUUUUCGUAAGUUAGGCAAAUGUACGGACACUCGGAGAAGAGUUUUCCGUUUGGGGCAUUCUUUGGCUUUUUUAAUAAUCUAUGGGGACAUCAAAAUUGUAUGGGAAAUUCCUGCCAAAAGCUAGCUUCACUUUGAAGUAGGACCUUCCGAGGCUAACAAUUUAUUUAAGAGUUUUCCUACGGCCAAGGAUAUGCAGGGACUCGUUCGGGCUAGUGCCAGUCAUGUGGGAAGUUCUUGUUCCCGUUACCAAUUCCUGCAAUGGGUUCCUUGCCCUUCUCCACUGCUCCACCCCUCCCCCACUCCACCACGCUCUGUCGUCGUCUUGGCCAACUCCAGCAAUAUUUAGAGCUUCUAUUUCAGCAUGUCCGGUUGCAUAUUCUCAGCCCCUGCCCGAGCUGCCGAGUCACUGCCGCCGAGCACUCUUGUCGGUUGAAUAUUUGCAUUUCCAUUUCUUGAAGGAGCGAGUAAGUGACUGGCUGAGUGAGUGAGUCCCCUUCAUGCCUGUGUAUGUGUUGUAUGUACGUGUGGCCCACAUUUAAAAGUCCACUAAAGGCCACUGUGACACUGCUCGGCCACCAUUCAUUGAGGAGUCAUGGCCCGAAAACGGAAACGGGCCCGAAUUUAUCCGAUCAAAAUUGUAAAUAACAUGCAUAUACCAUAUAUGAAUAAACUAUAAACCUGUACUCAACAAUUUAUGUGGUAGUCAUACAUACACACAUACACACACACCAACACACACCAACACACACACCAACACACACACUAUAUAUACAGAUAAUGCAUUCAUAUAUAGUACAUAUAUGUAAUACGUAUAUACAUAUAUAUGAAUAUUAAUAAUGUUAACCGAACGCAUGCAAAAUUAGUCGCGACAUGUAAAUGAAUGUUUAAUGGGUAAAAUUAAUGUUGCUAUAAACGGGACAGCGGAAUAUACCAUACAAAAUAAUUGCAAUUAAGCAAAUAAAAUAAUGUUUAAGUGUAAAACUAGCCAGUAAUAAACACACACACACACACACACACACACACACACACA